Messenger RNA from Trametes versicolor FP-101664 SS1, 539 nucleotides. RefSeq lists its product as uncharacterized. The record is from RefSeq and is a predicted model, not a curated record. The coding region runs from base 1 to 465 and encodes 154 amino acids. The transcript is spliced from 2 exons. NCBI's taxonomy places the organism in Eukaryota, Fungi, Basidiomycota, Agaricomycetes, Polyporales, Polyporaceae.
AUGCGGCUCCGCGCGCCCUUACAAGACGCGUACGGGGCCGCGAACACGGUGCUGGGGCUGCGCUUCUCAGCCGUGCCAUACGGCUCCUACAGCAACUCGUUCUCGAGCUCCUCGCCGGCGUCGCAGCCUGACGACUUCCCCUUCACUCCCUAUACGUCGUUCUCCUUGCUCCACUUCACCCACCAGCCGAUGCGCCCUCUUUCGGAAGACUCGCUCAUGUACUUCCAUCCGCAGGGGAUGCGUAACGACGACACCGACGCGCUGUUCGCCGCCUACCUCGACCCUCCCAUGGCGCCGCAGGACGAUUCGCCGAUGUGCGGGGGUGUGCAGCAACCAGUGAAGUCGCCGCCACUCUGCGCGCGCGCGGCCUCGAGUUGGCCGUUGGCCGCGUGUACAUGGUGGCUGCAAAUCUCCGCUACGGCACCACAUGGCGCGACCGCCUCCAACAUGUGCUGCCACCGAUGAGCACGGUGAGCACGUUGACGUACGGCAGGGCACGAUCGUGCCGCUGCGCCCGGGCCCCAAGAGGCUGGACAGCG